ACAUUGCACAAUUUAGCAAAUUGGUAUUGUGUGAUGAUAACAUUACUCGUCCUCUUGAGUCAGCUAUCUUCCAUUGUGCUGACGAAUGCGCCAAUAUUGAUCAUCGAUGGGCUGUUGAAUCUGCUUCUGAUGGAAAACCGUUUGCAAUAUUUAUGCAAGACAAAUAUUCGAAAUAUGAUACAAUGGAUCCCAGUGUCAGCGGACCAACACUUUUAGAGUGGUACAAUAUAACACUUCGGUCAGUCAGUAGCUAUGCUAAUGACUAUGAAAUUAUUCUCGUUUUCUUCACUGUUCGACGUUUUACGGGAAAUAAUCUUCACAAGAUGCCUCAGUUGCUUCUCAUUGAUUUAGAUUGUAUUAAGGACUACCUUUCACCAUCAUUUGCCCACCGUGGCUUAGUAAUACCAUAA
Molecule: messenger RNA, 410 nt
Organism: Funneliformis caledonium
Lineage: Eukaryota; Fungi; Glomeromycota; Glomeromycetes; Glomerales; Glomeraceae
Source: the annotation of a GenBank genome assembly